AUGCCUGUGAGACGCGGUCAUGUUGCGCUCCAGAACACCUACCUGGACACUAUCAUCAGGAAAUUCGACGAGCAAAGUAAGUGCGCAUUAUAUAAAAUAAGUUUUGACGAGCUGCGAGUUGGUUUCCAGGCAAUAAAACACUCACCGACGAGGACAAAAACGGCUGAAUGUGCCCUUAUAAAAUCCGCUAAAACAGCUUACUUUUUCAGCCUGGGGGGUUUUUGCAUGUUAAACGAAAAUGCAAAUUUUAUGUGCAGCCCUGGCAGCUCGAAACAGGUGCAUAAACGAAAGUAAGAAUAGUGCAGUAUAGUUUGUCUUCCAUUCUAUUAAACCGUUGGUGCACCUGCAAAUGUGUUUGCAUGUAACUGCACACCUGAUGCCUUACAUUAUGUUCCAUUAGCUCAUAUGUUCCACCAGCUGUAAUGGAAAAAUAAAUCUUUUUUUUCUGCAACCAUUCCAGCUUGUGAUAAAACACAGAUGUCUGCCUUUGACUCAUUGUGGUCAGUCUAAGCUCCAUAAAUCAAACACAAGCCAUUUACUUACUUGUUAAUUCAUUAUAUUAUCUAAAAAGAUUUGAAUAAUUUGUGUCCCACUUCUUUCUAGACUGUUUUUGAGAACCUGUGUCUACCUCACUGAGGACCAAUCCCGAUAGUGUAUAUCAGCCCAGAUUCUGAUCAAAUGCCAACCAGAGAAAAAUAUCUGAUUGAUGGAAACUUCCAAAGAGUUUGAUUAUAUCAGGGAUUGAUAAUUCCUAAAACUAUCAAGCACCUUUAAGAGAUUAUAUAAGGUCUAUGCUGUAUGUGUAUAUUUGUGCACAUGCAACAACAUGUACAUGUAGGACCAGGUGAAUGCACGUGCCACAGACAGCAGUGCUGCUAAGCAACCCUGUGACGAUGAGUGUUUCCGCUCUGGGUCCCAGAUAAUGACUUUGGACUGGAUGUGCUUUCCAUCAGAGGGGCUCAAACCAUUUAUUUUAGAGAGGAGAGCUGAGUGAGUCCCCUCCUCUCAGCUGUGCAGCCUGUAAACAGGGUGAGCUGUUUAACCCAGUUCACCACAGUAUGAUAAAAAGGUCAGAGGCUGUGGAGAAUAUGUAUGUGCUUUUCAUUUAGCUCAUUGAACUCUUACAUUAGCAGCACAUAAACAAAUCCAGCCUUGUUCACCUUUAUGGUGGAGAGUCUUUUGGCAAAGGGACUGUUAAGGCCUCCGCCAUGUAUGCAACAGUGUUCAAGUGUGCACAAGCUUUUAAAUGGUCUUGAAUGUGAGUUACUCAGUGGUAAUCAGUAUCAAAUUGUUCAGCGGGAAAAUUGAGGACUUUGAUCCGGUUUCUACCAUACACUGUAACAGCAGGUGUAAUAGCAUAGUAUGAAAAUCCAAUCAGUGCAGUAACUCACCAGUUUUUAGUUUCUAUGAAGCAGACAUUUCAAAGCAAGCAACUGAGGUUAGAAUAUGCAUAUGUACAAUAUGUGACAUGUACAUAAUUGAGUAAAAAGUCUGUGGAAAAUACAUGUGAAAGUAAUUCACCACUGCUAUAUCUUUAAUUAUCAUUCAAAAGCUAAUCGAUAUUUUCUGCACUUGGAAAUAUAUUCAGAUCAAAAGAUAUCCUGAUCCAUACAAACCAAAAAAUGAAUGAACAGGCCUACAUAAUCAAGUAUAAAUAGAAAUGAAAACAUAUAAACAAUUAUCAGAUUUAAUGAAUUUUUUUUUUACCGUAAAAAACAAACAAACAAACAAACAAACAAAAAACAAUCAAAAGUGUUUGGUUAAAUCUUAUUGUCCAAUCUGGGCAGAUCCUAACAACUUUAAUUUCCCACAAUUUUCAUGAGAGCAGGUGUGACGCUGUAAAGCUCUCAUCUUUAAGUCCCCACCUGCUCCUCCUCAGUCCCUCAGGAGAAAUUGUGACACUAAUAGCAUUAGCACCAAGGAAAAACGGACUUAAUCAGUUCCACUUCAGCCGAUUGUUGAGUGUUGAGUUCAGAGCCAUGCAGAUUAUUUGAAGCAUCUGUACUAAAGGGUAGUUGGUUAAAUCAGUCUGAGUUUAACCUUUACACUAUUUGAUGAUUGACUUAUGUUUUUACUUCGAUAAGGUAUGUUUAGACACAUUCUUCCAAAAAUUAAAUGCUGGUACUUAAACAUUUAAAGUCCGUAUAAAAAAUUGAUGUUAUGAAGGAUGUAAAUUGGAUGUAAACUGAAGUGUACAAGAUGAAAUAACUUAAACUGAAAUAGGUGAUUCUUUCAUUCAAUUACAUAAUAGGGGUUGUAGAAAGGUAGACUCCAUGGUUUAUUUUGAAGUGGUUUGCCUAGCUAGCCCCAUAAAUGUAAAUCUUCCUCAAUUUAACCUCCUUUUUGGUGUGCUGUUUGUCAAAAUAAGGAAAAGCAGACAACAGGCUCCUUAGCUUUUAUUGGGAAUCACUUUUCACCUCUGCAGAAGCCUGUGGAUCUGAACAUGUUUUCUGACACUUACUUCUUUAUUUCAUCAUUAAUACAAAUGUAACAGCAAUGUUCUGCAACUCUGCAAAAUUGGAGCUCUUGUAGAGAGUUUAUUGAUGUUGAUUAAAUGGAUUGAAAUCAUGAUGAUGCUGUUUUAUGAUCUGCAAAAGCAAACAAGCCCAUCAGGGACAAGUUAGACAAUUGUUUUUAUCGUUGUCUGAAUAUGGUGUGAGCCCUGCUUUAACAUUUUCCACAUAAAGUACUCUUAAUAAAUGAAACAUUUGACUGUCAAAGGUCAGAAUGAUAUGUUUUUUUUAUCAAAAGACCCCAAUUGCAUAUGUAGAAAAUAGGAAAGACUGCUCUGUGCACAUGAAAAAUUCCUCACAGGAGCUUUAAGGAGAGGUUUCCAUAGUUUCUGAAAUUGUAAUGACCUUUGACAUGAAUUAUCAAAAUUGACAUGAAUUAGCAAACAGUUUAAAUGACAAUGAACAUCUUCUACCUUUCAGAUCGCAAGUUCCUUAUCGCUAAUGCCCAGGUGAAGAACUGUGGCAUCAUCUACUGCAAUGAAGGCUUCUGUCGAAUGUUUGGCUUCACUAGGGCAGAGAUCGUGCAGCAGCCCUGUACAUGUCAGUUCUUGGUGGGUCCCGGUACCAUGAAGAGUGCCCUUUCUCAACUGGCACAGGCUCUGCUUGGCUCUGAAGAGCGCAAGGUGGAGAUCCUGUACUAUGCUAAGGAAGGUAAGAGAGGAAGAAUUUUGUUUAUCCCCGAAGUAUAGAGAAACAAAGGGGUUUCAUACAACCUCUGUGAGCCUGUUUGCCAUCAUAAACCUGUACAGAGACAAAAACAUCCAGUUUCUUCCUCUAAUGAAAGACUUUCAUAACAAGUACAGAGAACCCCACUGAUCAGGAAGAAAAAUAACUUUAAUAUCGGGCUACAGUGUGUGGGGACCACUUACAGUAACCUGCCAUGCUUUAUUGAAAUUGUGGCUUUUAUAACCAGGGUUUAAAUCAGGGCCUGGGCUGUUCUCACUGAGCGACGUCUCUUUUGAGACCAGGCUCAGGAUUGUUGAUCUUUGCUUGAGACCGGUUUCUAAUGAGCCACAUUUGUUUGUCUCUGCUGGUUUUCUUUACUUAAUCCUCUCUCCUAGUCUUGCUCUUAAAGCUGCAACCACAUGAAGCACAGAACUGUGGCUCCAGAAAGGUUAUAGGUAGAAUAGUUUGCAUCAUUUGGUGAUUGGACCCCAACAUAUAUUCAAUAUAUUCAGAACAAAUCAGCUGUUUUUACAGACUGAUCUGUUUUUACUUUGGCCUCACACAGGAUUCCUGUCAGAGUGGAAGUGUGAAUGGAAGUAAAAGCAGGCACUCAAUGUGUGUGACGUAUGGCAUGUGUUUGUGUGAUCCUCCCUCUCCCCUGUUUCUAUUUUUAGACCACUCUGAUUGCAGAGUGAGGUUAGUCCUGUCGGAAGUCAGCUUAUUUAGACUAUUUAAGCUUUGAUCCUCAUCACUCCUCUGUUUUCUCUCCUUGUACCCUUAUUCCUACCUUCAUGACUUUAGUUAAAAGCAUGACCUUGUGAAGAAUAUAAGAUCACACAAAGGAAGCAUGGAUGUAGGGGGUAUAGCUCAGUGGUAGAGCAUUUGACUGCAGAUCAAGAGGUCCCCGGUUCAAAUCCGGGUGCCCCCUGUUUUAAAUCUACCUCCAUCUCUUUGUCUUUCUGUACCUGAAGGGACAUGCAGGCCGUGUCUGGUGGACAUUGUCCCUGUAAAAAACGAGGAAGGUGUUGUCAUCAUGUUCAUCCUCGACUUCCAGGAGCUGGUGGAUCGUUCUCUGAAGAAGUCAAGCCUCAGACAGAGAGUCGCCCAAGGAUGGAUUUACUGUAAACACUGCUCUUAAACAUAAUUUGCGUGAUAUACAGUCGAUUUAAACAAGCCAAGCAUUAAGGGAACAUGUUGUUUUUGUUGACACGUUAUUAUUAUUAAUACUUAAAACUACUGUCAGUGUUUUGCCCAGGCUCGUGUCAGCAUAGUGGUCAAUAUUGACAUUUUAAAUAUCAAUCAAUAUGAGAUCUAGCUUCCAGUUAUGGAUGUGAUAGACAGACGUUUUCAGGCAGCAGUUAGUAUUUACACAAACACUGAGGUGAAAAAACACUGAGGUGUUUUUUUUCUUUUGUGAUCAUUUAUCGUGUUGCAGUUGUAGUUUUGAUGACAUCGUCUUUUUCCUCUUCAGGUCAGAAUCGCAGGUUGAAAAUGAGACUGCCAGUGCUGCGCUCCAUGAGGCGAGCCUCAAUUUCCAAAGAUCAGUUUGAAGGGGUGGUAGUGGACUACCUGCAGGUGAGCUGUGGUAAAAAAAAAAAAACCUCUAAACCAACAUGGAACUGCAUUGUUCUUCCAUUUUGUUCCCUCUUCACUCAGAGAACAGUGUGUGGUUGAUUAUAUGGUGUGACUGAGAACAGUUUACAGAGAAAUACCUGUGCAGUUACAGAGAGCAUGAAAGAACUGCUGUAAAAAUGCUUUGCAGAAAGUAGAGCAGUUUUAGAAAGCCUCCUCUCCUCAAAUAUCCUAUUAAUAACUUAAAUAAGAUACCAGAAAUACAUUUGCAUGACAUAUAGCAGUCACUUGACCUAACUGUUCUUAAUACAUGCAUGAAGCUCUGUAAACAUGAAUGCUUUCAUGCUGAAACCAGAUGAAAAAACUGUUUUGGUGUUGGCUUUUCACAUAAAAAAUUCCACGCUUUGAAUUGGUGCUGUGCAGCCUCACCUGUCGGCUGCCUGAAAUAGCAGAGGGACUUGUUUAAAAUUCUGGGACUGGUGUCUCAGUUUGAUACACACCAAAGGAAAGAAGGAGGAAGAAAUUUCCCAUUGUUGAGUUCAUCUUUGUCUCCUCAGAAAAUCCCCUCGCUUCUGCUUAACCUUCGUUGUUGUUUUGAUGAGUGAAGUAUUUCCUGACAGUCUCCAUACCUGACUGUGGAACCCUGGACUAAGUCCCUCUGCUGUAAAUGUUGGACCUCUUUGGCAGGACUGAAACAUUCAUCUGUUUUCAUGUAGUUUUUGUGUUGUCAUCUCAAAGAAUGGUUUCCUACCUCUGUUUCUCUACAGCCUAACAGCGAGGAGGUCCCUCUCAAAGAGUUUCGGAUCCCGUCGAAGGAGAGCUGCAUGCAGUCUGAGACGGAGGCUCUAAUAGAACAGGACUGCGACCCCCCCUGCCCUGCAGCCCAGUCCUCUUGCAAGCAACGCUCCCUGCUGACAGACAGGCUGGACCCUGGCAUCACCUUCCCCAGGGGGGCGUUACCCCGGAGCUGUUCUCGGGACAGUGUGCGCAGCCUACGACGCGCUUCCUCGCUGGAUGACAUAGAUGGCAUGAGGGCAGAGUGGAACAGUCGACCUGGGGACCCUCGACCCAACAGCAGUGAGUGUGUCUGACUGGGACACUGCGAGUGUGUCAAAGGGAGUUUUCUGUUCCACAGUGGAUUAAUGAAGCUGUGUUGGAGAUAUCAUACAAAAUGAAUGCAAUGUUUACAUUAAUCAAACAAAACCUCUUACAAUAUAUAAAAGGUCAUGAAUUUCAUAUGGGUUACAUUAGCUGUAUAUUUUGGUACAUAUAAACUUGUUCACUUUGACAGGAGGGCACAUUGGUGGAGCAGUGGUCGGUUCUAUUGCUUCAUAGCAGGCAGGUUCCUGGAUCUAAAUCCAGCACCGGCCUUUUUUUAGUUAAGUUGCAUGUUCUUGCAGGUUCCCUGAGGUCAAAGGGUAAGCCGUGGUCUAAAGACAUGCUUGGUGGGUUAAAUGGUCCCUCUAGAUUGUCUGAAAGUGUGAGUCUGGUUGUCUGUCUCUAUGCUGGCCCUGUGAUAGACUGGUUUACCUAUUAUCACCUCCUGACAGCUGGGAUUGGGUUCAGCCCCAGCUACCCUUAAUUGGAUAAAUGGUACAGAUACUGAAUGUAAGCAGAUUAUUAUUAUUACUUUUGGGAUUUUACGGCUUUCAUUAAUAGAGCAGCUUGAGAGAGAGACAGAAGAGAGAGAGAGAAGGGAGUUGACAUACACCAAACACUGUCGGAACCAGGAAUCGAUUCCUCACUCUGUGCAAACAGGACUGAAGCCCCAGUGCAUGGCAGUGCCAGCUCCACUGACAGAGCUAACUCACUUCUCAUUUGUGUUUUUAUUAUUCAUGUUAAUAUUUCUAUCAAUUCAACAUGAAUCAUAUUGUGGCUAAAAUAUUUUGAAUUUCCAGUUUUCCAUUAUUGCCUUCCUCUUAGUUUGAAAGUUUUCAAAAUGUUCAGCAAAGAAUACAGCAUUUGGCAAUGGGAUUUGGGUUUAAAAUCUUUGAAGCAAAGAAAAACAAAGAAAUAUGAGUUUUAAACUGCAUUCAACAAUACAAAAGAAAUACACAUAUUCAGCAUCAAUGCAAUUUUAAAUCAAUCUAUUUAACUCUUUUCCUAUAAUGUCAUGAGGUGAAUUCUGGUGUUUAUUACUGAACCAUAUUUGACCCGUGUUUCAUUUGUAAUCACUAAUGUUCUUUGCUCCAGACCUGAAGCCAAGCGCCCUGAACUCCACAUCAGACUCAGACUUAAUGAGACACAGGACCAUCGGCCGCAUCCCUCAGGUCACUCUCACCUUUGGCUCGGACCGUGUGAGACCUCCCUCACCCACUGAGAUUGAAAUCAUUGCACCGAGCAAGAUUAAAGACCGAACCCAGAAUGUCACGGAGAAAGUCACUCAGGUCACACAGGUAAGGAGAGUCCUUCUCCAUCUCUGUGAAAGAAUAGAGGCAGCACAUUUUCAAAACCUCAUCUUGAGCAGUGAUUUGGUGGUGAAGUGUCUGAGUUCUUGAGUUUUCAUAUGACUGUCAGUUGUGUCCUGUUACUUCUCCUGUCACUCUGUUUGAUACAUUAAGUUUCUGGCCAUUUUUUGUUGUUGGCCUGCUUGCACAUAGAUCCUGUCAUCGCCUCUGCACAAUUACAGUUCAUAGAUUUCUAUAAAUGGUUGUUGCUUCUGGCUCGGUGAAGAUGCUAUAAGACAUCUGCAGUCACAGGGUGAAAGUGUGAAAGAAUAGUCUCACCUGAGGUGUGACAUCUAUGGCAUCAGCAGCAGAGCACACACUCAUCAGCCACCUCUUCUCACACCACUCAUUCCUACUGUAUACUGGGAUCUGACGCACAGUGAACGAAGGGUGCUCAGUACAUUGAUGGCCUUAUCAUUUUUAAUUCUAAAAGAUACUAAAGAUAAUUUUAGAAGAUUUCUCUUGUUUGGAUGUUUUGUGCUAAUUUGAGUGGACAUUUUGGGACUCCCUCGGUACCUCACAUUAACCUAGUUUACCACAGGGGUUUCCACAGAGGGCAGUUGACUUUCUUUCUUACUAGCCUGGAGGGUUUGUCCCAGUUCAUCUGUUUUGUCUUUCAGUUAGUUCGUUACACAGCAGGGCAACUGAAAAACCUGCGUUCGGAUUUAUAAACAAAACUUGGUGAAAAGAUGGGGUGUCAACCAAGGAGCAAAUGAUGCUGAUUUACAGAAAAUCUGGAUACAAGCUGAUACAGGCGAGUGUUUUAUGGAUAUUUGGCCUAUUUGACCUGAAACAGCACAACAGUUUAAAAGCAUAAAAGGCAAAUUAUUCUCUGAAAGCUUUUGGGAGUCAGUUUCAGUUUGCUGAGUUUUUUUUGACAAAGCCGUACUUCUAAUCUCUUUACUUAUUUUGUCUUCUACAUGUGUAAGAUUUUUUUAACAAAUGUCUUAUUCGUGUUAAUUGGUAAAUGGCAAAAGAUGUCAAGGAUCUUUUCAGUGGAAAUUUUAAAAAGAGGCUUAUUCACAAGAGUAUUAAUCUCUUUGUUUAUCCCUUUGUCUGACACUUUCACCCUGAAGACUGUUAUUAUUUAUAUAAAAAAUGACUAUAACAGAAUAAUAAGUCUGUGCACUGACUGUUUUGGUUGCUUUAGUUGAUCAUUUAGAUACUCUGUUAUCGAUUUCAGAGGUUUUUGAUCACUCGCUGCAAGAAGUUCUCAAAGGGGGAAAGACUAAACAGAAGCAGCGGCAGCUAGCGUGCAGCAGCUCUCAUGUACUCUUUGAGAUGAUGAGACACUUUAAAAAACUGACAUUCAAAGACCUACUGUGAAUUAAAAAUGUUACAGCUUGUGUACCUUCUGUUUUUUUUUUUAAUUAGGAUAAUACUUCAAAAUAAAAGCAUUGUUUUCCUAAGAUUUACAAGGUCGUGUGUUGCUCCUGCCUUGUUUGCUUUUUUUGAUUUAAAUUUUUAGUCAUUAAAUUUUCCAAAUUAGCAUUAUAACAUUGUUAUUAUAUAUAUAUAUUUUUGGCCACAACUAUUAUGAGGUGAAAAUCUGAUAUCGUUAUUGAUACUGUUACGCGCAAUAUACCUCAAAACUUCCAUGAAUACUUGUACUUGUAAUGCAGUGGUUGUAAGGCCUCUGAUUGUAAACCAUAUUACUGUUAGUAAGUUGGUUGUUUCAUUCAGAAUUUACUUUCACAUUUGCAUUAUGCAAACGUGACUGCUUUAAGGACUGAACAAGCUGCCUUGCUGGCAGUGAGCUCUCGCUGUUUCACACCAGGAGUGAGAGUGGUAUCAACAGCCGGCUGUGACUUGGGGCACAGUGUGAAAGCAGCAUGGCUUCUGAGGCUGUGGAAAAAAAACUGGCAGCAUGAACAGAAGUCCUCUCAGGCCUGACAGAACACUUCCUAUAUUUACUUUUCUGAUGUCUGGUAAAGUUUGGGUGGAUACAGAGUGCCUUUUUAGUUUUAGCAUGAGAGUGGAGGGUUUGUCUGUCCUGGUGUAAGAUCUUUAGAAACUAAAUUUAGGAAGAAAAAUAUAUAUUUUUUUCCAUUUAUCUGUCUCUGGCAUGCCUCCUGCUGUUAGAAAUCUCAGUCUUUCUCAGUUUAGUCCGGCACAAGAAAGUGGGUGAGAUGCUUGCACUUUUUCAGCGACUAUUUCAAACAUUUUAUGAUGAAAUCUUUAUUUGUGAUUUUAUUUAGCAUACUGCACAUACAUUAUACACCACUCUGGAAAAGAAUCAUUUAUGUUAAACACAUAAAUCUGAUAAAAAAAAUCUCUCACAGUCAACCAACUCUAGACUCUCCUCAAAAUGUCAUGAACUGAGUACUUAUAUAGGUGUGUGCACAGGGACCAAAGCUAUGGAGCUGUCUGUGGAAGUGAAGAGAUGCAGUUAUGAAACGAGUGAAAAAAAGGCGACAGCUGUGAGGUUAUUGAGCGGCUUGAUGCUACAAGUGACCUUGGCCUUUGAAGCUAAUGGACGUGGAGGGCAGCGGCCAUGCUCUCAAACUGGUGACGAAUCUCCAGCUGAGCUUGCCGAAUCACUCUGUAACUUCCUUUUGAGAGGGUUUGGUCCUGGUGGAAGGGUUUAAAUCGACUUAUAGCAGUAUCAUAGUCAAAGGUCUAAUGUCAAACCCUGCAGGUCAGCUCUGAGGUCAACUGCUGCUACAAACUUUAGCUGUUCAAUAAACACACAAACAAUAUUUUCUCUUCGUAAUAAACAUUUUUUUGUACCUGUAGCAAAAUUUAUGAGCCUCUUUUGGAUACCUUUGGUUAUACAAUAAAUGUUUUAUUAUUCGGCCUUCGUAAUUGGAUUUCGAUUGGCACCUUACAGGAAGGGAAAUGAUGGUUGUCAUUGAUCAUUGUGUGUAUUGAUCUGUCUGCGUAACAUGGGGCACAGAGUGAGAUUGAUCAUAAAAGACUGGUAACUGCAGAAAGCCUCGGUGAGCUGGAACUCGUUGUGUGUGUGUGUGUAUAUACAUGUAUGUAGUUGGAAGAGAAGGAGUGUGUAUGUGUGGCGGCCCCUGGCGGUAAAUGAAUAUAUUACAUGGGACUGGAGAAAAACUGGAAAUAUAAAGCAGAAUUUCAUGUUUUUAAGAAUAACAACAAGAAUAAUUACAUUUGCGGAUACGAGUGUGUGCACAAUUUAAGUGUUUGUUGUUUAAAAAGUGAAACAAUACUCUUGUGCCGAUAAGUGGUUAGAGAUCAGCCAUAACUUUGCAUGAUAGACAUAAAGGUUUGCCAGGAUAAGUGCCCUCAGAUGUGUAUUUUGUUCCCACCAAAACUUCCUGUUCCUACCUGUAAAAAGUCAAACUGUCUUUUGUCAAAUCCAGCAAAAGACCAGCUCUGACUUUCCUCUGUUGCUCUGUUGGAGGCGUGAUCCUCAGAGCCAGUUGAUUUUUCACUCCCUCUGUUUGAAAGCGGAUCCCGUGGUGAGGGCCGGGCCACACACGGGGAGGAGGAUGAGCGAGGCUGCAGGAGAGAGAGAGAGAGAGAGAGAGAGAAAGAGGGAGGGACGCACUGAUGGAUGGGGCUGCCUGGUUGUCUCUUAGUCGUCCUCCCGUGUUGGCCCUCUGGGUUGUGUGCUUCAGCAUGAGCUUUAAACAUAAACUUCGGCCUGUGAGUACUCCAAGUAGCCUUACUAGACUGGCUCUGUCUCAGGCACCCUGGUGUCCUCCUAAAACCUUUCCUUUUCUUUUCAGUUAGCCUUUUCUCCUCUCUUCCUCCCAUCCUUUGCUUUCAUCCUUGCCCCCUCUUCCUUCACAGGUGAGAGGAGUCAUCUUUAUCCAGGCUGAGCCAAUGCUGUGACAGGGCCUCUUUUUGCACUGAACUCUUGCGUUUAUGUGCUUUUUGAACCUUUUGUGACCCUUAUUGUGGGUUUAUUGAGAGUGUGAGAGUGCUGAAAGAGAUUUUAUGUUUCUGUUAAAUUCUGAUUGAGACAGGACUAAGAGUUAAGAGUUAAAUUUCAUGUUUAAAAAUGAUUAAGACAACUUUCAUUUAAAAACAAACAAAAAACACUUUGUAAUUUGAUUUUAUUACAAAUUGUGCACAAAAGUUGGGUUAGUUUGUUUUAAUUGAGGUUUAUCACUUGGCACAGCCGUGUCUGUGAUAUUAAAGUGAAUAUUAUAAUAAUGUCAGCCUUUUCCUGCUUUCCUCAUGCACACUGCUUCUUUAUUUCAUUAUAGUUGAUAUUAAUACAUGUGUAAAACUCUAAUCUCUAAUCUGCCAUGUUAAUUAUGAGCUCAGCGUAAUGACUGAAGGACAGCCAUAGCGUGCGAACUGCUGGUGGGAGUUGUUCUCUGGUCAUCAUUAUGAAACAGAGCGGACGACAUCAAUAACUUAACAUUUCUUGGAUGAAUGAACUUCUGCUCAUGUGUUUACGUUCUCAUUAUUGUGUUGUCAUUUUACAUCUGUUCACUUUCUGGGGUCAGAAAUGCUGUGGGCCGUUCAGCCUGAAGGAAUCAAAGAAAAUGUUUUACAGUAAAUCCAUAAACUUUACCCUCAAUGAUGGUCAACACAACAACACAGAGAAAGACUGAAAGCAAUAGCCUGUCUGUGAAUACAAACUUUGUCUUUCCACUUUUUAGUUCACGAAACUAGUUUUAGGGUACUGUUCUUUUAGGAAGAGUUUUCUUGGACUGUUUCUCAUCAUUGUUUUUACCUGUGGGGGCGUGUCAUUCUGAAGCAGGCUGUAGCCUUUAAGGAAAUGUGUUGAAAUAGAUUUUUACUAUGUUAGCCUCGUGGGUCCACUUGUGAUUGUUGCUGCACUGCAGCUGCUGGUCAAACAAGUCCAGCCUCUUUUGUCAUGGUGACUAUGACCAUAAUUAUGCAAAUAAAAAAUUCAAAUAUUGGUGGAGGUUUUGUGAGGAGAUGGAGGGACAACAGUGCAUAAGGAGCUUUGAGCCUGUUGGUUUUCAAACACUGGGCUUCAUUAACGCACAAUUGGUUAGCAGGCUGAGUUUUCACACCAGCAGACGGUUACAUCAACAACACAGAGCUCUGACCUUGCAGUUAACAAGAAUGAAUUAAAAACACUCUUCUGCAUGGCGUCCAAUCAAUGUCAGUACUUAAUUCUGGUGCAUGAUUGACCAGCGUGCUGAUAGGAGUGGUCACAUGGCCUCAGUCAAAGGGAGACUUGGUGUAUUGUCAGUGGAGAGCAGAUGUAGCUCCACAGAGACUGUUAGUGGGGGAGUUGGAGGUUGUUUUAGCGGUCUGUACAUUCAUGUAGUUAUGAAAGUCUUUUCUGGCGGUGGGAGGAUGCAGGAGAUGAGGUGGCCUCUGCACAGCAGACAGGUAGGGCUGCAGAGGGUUUGGAGGAAUCUUAUUCUGUACUGCUGUGGUGAACACCAGGAAGAAACUCUGGAUAAAGAGGCUCUCAUGAUCUUACCGGUCAGUGAAAUCUGGACUCUUGAAUAACUGACUCAUUCACUGUUUACUUCUUGUUUCGUGUUAGUCUGCUUGUUAACGUUUGAAGAUAGACUCUGGAUGAAGAUUUGUUUACAGGUGCAAUAUAAAUGUCGAACAAAUUGAGUCUGAACUUAUGAUCCUAAAAUUCCACAAGUUCAGAUCAGACGGAUUUUGUGAGGAUCUUUUUGGGGUAAUGUGUUGAUCAGUCAGAUGAAACUGUGAUUUGUUUUGCGUCAUAUUGUUUCUGUUUUGUUUUUGUUUUUUUGUAGUCAGAUUAUAUUGCGUCACACUGUAUUGAAUUGUAACGCACAGUUUUGUAUUAUAUGACAUCAUAUCCCCAUCUUAUUGCAUCAUAUUGCACUGUAUUUUGUUCUUAUAUACUUUGCUAGUUUGUAUCUCACCUUUUGUCUCAUACAGGACCUCAAAUUUGUCCUUCUUUUAUUGCUGAAAACAGCCCCUAACUUUCUAGGUGUAAGACUGGCUUUUAGAGUUUGUUGUUGUGGUACAUCUGCAGGUUCUUUGGUUAAUUUAACAUUAAUUAAUUAGUUGCAGGAUCUAUUCUUUAAUCAGUGCUAGUCAAAACAAAUCAGAUUGCGGUCAUGUUCCUACUGGUAACCUCAACACUUUCUACUUUGUACAGCCCAAAGUGUUUUGCACUUUUAUCAUGAAACAGUCGUGAUCAUGGACAAGAUUUAAGUCAACCUUGACAGGUUAUGAAAAAUUUAAAAAGUUGUGUAUUAGUCAGAGUUAUUUAACAGUUGUGUAUUUUCUUUUUAGUGUGUUUUUGUGUGUUAAUUUGUAAAAAUGUGAAGGUCCUUGCUACUACCAUACUGCAAUAACAAAAAUGUGCAAAUGUGCAAGUGUGAAGUGAGAGAUAGUCAAUAAGAAUGAUUUAGUUACCCUGUUUUGAUGAGUUAUCAGUGUGUUGAUAUGUGUGUGUGUUUUGCCUACAAGACCAACUAUUGAACAGAAACAACACACUGCAUUGAACUUUUACACAGUGGCAUUGACCUUCCUGAUAACUACUGAGUGUGAGAAAAGUAGAAGUUGAGGGUGAAUCACGGUGAAGUGCAUGAAUAUUAAACCUCAUCUGGAAUCUGCUGAAUCAUUAAAAUUCCUAAAAGAUUUAACCUGCUCAUAAAAACUGUGAUAAGUUAAUAAAAAUGAUCAUUAAAAGUGAGAUUAACUUUGAACUCAAUAAAAAUGAAAAUCACUCCUUUUACUUUUAUCCAUAAUGACUUUGUAUAUAUUUUUCCAUAAUGCAGAAGUUCAAGUAGUGCUAUGUUCCUAUAUCCUCAAAAUAGAUCCUCUUCUCUUCAUAUCUGAAUAAUGGACUAGAUCCCACUAGUUACUGAUUGCACUUUCAUCCCCCUAUCAUUAAUAUUCCAACUAUCCUGUCCUUCUCUCCUCAGGUGUUGUCUCUUGGUGCUGAUGUGCUGCCGGAGUACAAGCUCCAGGCUCCACGCAUUCACAAAUGGACCAUCCUUCACUACAGUCCCUUCAAAGCAGUGUGGGACUGGAUAAUUCUGCUGCUGGUCAUCUACACCGCCAUCUUCACGCCGUACUCUGCCGCCUUUCUUCUCAAUGAGGUGGAAGAGGCCUGUGGCUACACCUGCAACCCUCUCAACGUGAUAGAUCUGGUCGUGGACGUCAUGUUCAUCGUGGAUAUUCUCAUUAACUUCAGGACCACCUAUGUCAACCACAAUGAUGAGGUGGUGAGCCAUCCGGGCCGGAUUGCACAGCACUACUUCAAGGGCUGGUUCCUCAUUGACAUCGUGGCUGCCAUUCCAUUUGACCUGCUUAUAUUCCGCUCAGGGUCUGAGGAGGUGAGGAAGAAAGGGAGACAUACAAAUAUUACUGUUUCAUGAAAGCAAUCACAUGAUCUGACUUUGAACUGCUUGAUUUAAUGAAGUUAAUCAGUCUGACCAGACGAACUAAAAUCCUUCACCACUCCCAGCAGACAACUAAAUCUGUACAUGUUGAGUCCUAACAAAAAUGUAGGUUUUAUCCUCGUUGCUAUUUUGAAGAAGCUGCAUUUCAGCUGACUGGUCAAACUCAGAUCCUCUAACCAGUUGAUCAUGACUGCCUCCUUAAAAAGACUGUAUUAGACUUUGUUUCAAGGUUUUGAGACUGGUGAGUUGGUGUGGUGGGUGGAUCUUAAUUUCAGGCAGUGUAUCAGGUCAGAAUCUAUUUUUUGUUCCACUACCUUGCUUUCCUGCUUCCUUAAGUCUCAAAGCACUUUAUUUCUGCAGCUUAAGUUCUCAAAGUUUAACACUGCGAUCUCUCUCCUCCAGCCUCAGACCACUACUCUGAUUGGAUUACUGAAAACUGCCAGACUCCUAAGAUUAGUCCGAGUGGCCAGAAAGUUGGACCGUUAUUCAGAAUAUGGAGCGGCGGUCCUUUUCCUCCUCAUGUGCACCUUUGCCCUCAUCGCUCACUGGCUGGCUUGUAUCUGGUAUGCCAUCGGCAAUGUGGAGCGUACAGGCUCGGCCCGCAUCGGAGCCCUGAAAAUCGGCUGGCUGGACAACUUGGCUGAGCAAAUUGGUAAACAGUACAAUGACAGUGACGCCGCCUCAGGACCCUCCAUCAAGGACAAGUAUGUUACCGCCCUGUACUUCACCUUCAGCAGCCUGACCAGUGUGGGUUUUGGAAACGUCUCACCCAACACCAACCCCGAGAAGAUCUUCUCCAUCUGUGUUAUGCUUAUAGGCUGUGAGUAUAAAGAAGGAAUGCCCUAAAGAUGAGCUCCAAAACAAACAAAACAAUCAUCAUUUAAAGGUAAUCUAAAGUAACGUCAAAAAAAGGUUUGGAUCAGCUCUUUGUCAUGAAUUAUGAAUGAGUCCAACUUGAAAAGAGACAAAAAUCUACAUCCUUUCAGUCCAUUUAGGAGCUAUUUAGCCAAACUUGGCAUCACCUUAUGGAGCUAAAUUUGUUGGCUUUGCAUUGUUAACUACUCCUAAGCUGUUUUAUAAAACAGCCUCUAAUAAAAACAUAACCACAAAGCCAAGCUGUUCAAGGAGAGUAACAUCCACUAUGUUUUUGUCAUAUAAAAAUUAUGAGCAACGUUCAGAAAACCCUCAAAGCCCACCAUCAUAUUUUCAAUAUUUUUGUUUCAUAAAAUAGACUCUAGUUGAUAUGUUUAUCAAGAUCUGAACCAAACUAAAAUUGUAUUUAACUUUGACCUAUAAUAAAAAAAAAACUCAUUACUUUAUAUUAGCCAUUUAUUACUUUUGUAAAUUUUCAUCACAUUAUUUACGAGUUAUUUUCUUUUUCUUUUCUUUUUUUAUACUUUAAGAUGGCUUGAUCGAAAUCCUUGUGGCAGUAUUUUACUGUGCCAAAUAUUCUCAAGUACAUCACCAUUCCCUAUAUAUGUUAGUACAAUUAAACUGUUGCAAAACUAAAAAGUACCAAUGUGAUAUCAGCAUAAUAAGUCAGCAACUUUUGCUGUCAUGUUGUCAGUAUAAGCCACUGAAACAUGUGUGUAUCUUAAAUCAUGGUGGGCCAUUGUUUGUAUUUGAUCGUAUACAGAGUUGUGGUUUCUUCAAACAAAAGGAAUUUUGUAUUGGUUUAUGACAACAAUAACAAAACCAGUUGUUAUACCUAAAAAAUAGCCACACAAACAACAUCCUUUCGAAUUUGACCACAUUAAUCAUAUUCCUUAAAAUUGUGCCAACCUAUUUGUUGUGAAAUGACUGUUUCACAAGAACUCUUAGAGGCCUGUUUCAUUAUGACCAACUUAAAAAAUGCUUUUUGAAUCAUUCUUUUGAAUUUCCAUGAACUGCAAUCCCUUAGUGUCACGUCUCAUUGUCAACUUGUGCAUUAAUUCAGUUGCAGAAUCACGAUUUGAGUAUUUCUGUCAUCUGUGCAGCUCUGAUGUACGCCAGUAUCUUUGGAAAUGUGUCGGCUAUCAUUCAGAGGCUGUACUCUGGCACGGCUCGGUACCACACCCAAAUGCUGCGGGUCAAAGAGUUCAUACGUUUCCAUCAGAUCCCUGGAGGCCUGAGACAGAGGCUGGAAGAGUACUUCCAACACGCCUGGUCCUACACCAACGGCAUCGACAUGAAUGCUGUGAGUCAUGGAGACAUUCACACACACAUAGUUGGCUGAGGAGCUUGAAACAGGUUACUUAAUACUCUGUCACAAAAACAUUUAAUUUAAGAUGUCCUCUUUUGUACUUACCUCAUGUCUGGGGGUAUAGCUCAGUGGUAGAGCAUUUGACUGCAGAUCAAGAGGUCCCCGGUUCAAAUCCGGGUGCCCCCUCUCUUGCAUCACCAUAUGUGGUCUUCCUAUAUCCGAAAUCCCAAUCCCACAGGAGCCACUAGACGGAAGUAAACAAGUAGAUAAAGUGCUAUAGAUUAUAUAGAAUGGACAGAGUCUGCCUCCUCGCUGGGUGAAGGCUCUACGAGAACAGCACCCACUGCUGACGGGCUGCAGUAUAGGUCAUAAAUCCUGUCUCCUCCAGCAAUUCUUAUAGAGCUGUGGACAAACUUCAAAAAAUUUGUUACACAGAAUAUACAUUUUCUUCCCCUGCUUGGGAUGUUGACAUGUAGUUACUGUAAGACUGGUUUAUGCUCAAGUGCUCUGUUUUGUGUACAGCUCAAUUUUUUAAAGUUAUUAGGGGGUUGACGUUUUCUAUGAUUGACACUUGAUACAGCCCAUGGGCGUAUGAUGAUUGCGUAGCUCAUCCGGGGGGAUAAGCUGUUUGAGAUGAGCAUCUUCACAGUGACUCUCCCUCUGAAUGUGUACAAUGCUACUGCGCAAGUGGUUGUUCCAGGAAGUGGAGAAAAUCCCAGAAAUACUGAGAGCAAUUCGGCUUUAAAUCCGUAUACUGGCAGAGGGUGGAGCAAAGUUGUCCAUAGUAUAUACAGUCAAUGGUGCGGACAUAUGAGAGCACAUGUCCAAAAAAUCCUGGAAAUAUCUUAUUGAAAGAACAUCCUUAAACAAUCCAGAAAAAGUGUUAUUUUCAAGUAUUGUCAGAGUUUGACCUACAUGGUUUGUUCACCUUGCCUCUGCAGAAGCUGACACAGUUUUUCCUCACUGUCUUCAGGUAACCUCACAUAAAGACGGUUUCUGUGCUGCAACACAAGAUAUCAUUUUUGUUACUAACUGGGGUUAAAACACAAUCUUGGUCAUUUAUUUUACCUCUAUUUUAAACAGAUUUUGGAUUUAAUUCACUACUUGAAAAUACACAGCUCAUUGUAAGGUGUAUUGGGGGGUAUAGCUCAGUGGUAGAGCAUUUGACUGCAGAUCAAGAGGUCCCCAGUUCAAAUCUGGGUGCCCCCUUCAACUUCACACCACACAAGAUUGUUUCUGUUGAGACUUUGAGAGAUGAUGUGCGUCAUGUUGUCACUCAGGCUUGGGCUUCAAACAGCACCAGGGUGCAGCGCUAAUGCCUGCCAAUUCAAUGUGAGAAUAGAUCAUCACUCGGAGCGACUGUCCUUCAUGCCAUAUUGCUCUCCUUCUCUCACCUCCACUCUCUUUUUUAAUUAACUUUUAUUGAUUAUUAUUAUGUCUUAUUCACAGAGUUUUAAUGGUAAAAGACACAUAGGUGUGGAUUGACUCAGUGCACUGUGUAUCCUUGCAGGUUUUAAAGGGUUUCCCUGAGUGUCUUCAAGCUGACAUCUGCCUCCAUCUGAACCGCAGCCUCCUGCAGCACUGCAAAGCCUUUCGAGGUGCCAACAAAGGCUGUCUGCGUGCUCUGGCCAUGCGCUUUAGGACCACCCAUGCUCCUCCUGGUGACACUUUGGUCCACAGCGGGGACAUCCUCUCUGCCCUCUAUUUCAUUUCUAGAGGCUCCAUCGAGAUCCUUAGGGACGAUGUAGUUGUGGCGAUACUAGGUGAGCUGAAACCAUACUGGAGAUUACAAACUUGACGUUUUUUCCAAAGUCACCAAAGCUCAUUAUAAAUACAUUUCCUAUUUUGUUCCGAUUAGCCACAACUCACAGUGCACAAAACACAGACACACUCACUUUGUGUUGUGGUGCCAGAGGUGUUUGGGCACGGCUCCACUUCCAUUCCAUUGUGGUAUUGAUCACCAAUAGGCCCAGCACUCAGAUCCAGGCUGGAUGGGUCAUUUCUUUGUCCGAUGUGUUUCAGAGAGUCAAUUUGUGUUGAGCAAACGUGUUAUUUAGAUCACUGGCACCCUAUAACUCCGUAUUUCAGCUUUGCUCUUAGAUCCAAUUUCAUUAAAAUGAUUCUAUUUUCACUUAAACCUACAAUGGUUCACUCACUCUAACAUUAAUUGACAAAUCAUUCUUUCCCCUCAUUGUCUUCUCUUUGCUUGUUAUUUUCUUAUAGGGAAAAAUGAUAUCUUCGGUGAACCCAUCAAUUUGUAUGGAAGGCCCGGUAAAUCGAGUAGUGAUGUCAGGGCUUUGACCUACUGUGAUCUUCACAAAAUCCUGAGAGAGGACUUGCUUGAAGUGCUGGACAUGUACCCUGACUUCUCUGACAUGUUCUGGAAUAACUUGGAGAUCACGUUCAACCUACGAGAUGUGAGUGCCACCAGAAGAUGGAUUUAGACCUAGAAACCCUGCCCUAAAAGUCAUGGUAGUCUUCUGGCAGUAUGUUAGCUUAACUUUUGAAACUUUUGGAACUAUCUGUCUUUGUUCUUUUCUUUUCACUGCUACGCCACAAAUUUUGGCUCAAAUACCAAAAGGCAGAGAUGGAGAAAUCAAUGGGAAUAGUAAACUGGAAAAACCCUCUCAGAUAAUCCCUCUCUGGUGUAUGUUAUAUAUUUGAAGUAGUUACUUAGCCUUAAAAAAUAUGAAAUGUCUUUUUUGUAUUGAACUGGAACUGUUGCUUAUCACAAAACAGGCAGCUCUUGUUUUAAAAGUAGGAGGCUUGUGUGUCAGCAUUUUUUUCCUACUCUUCAUUAACCUUUUGAAAGCUGCAUAUGACUCAAAUAUCCACCCAGCAUAAAAAAGAAAAGUAAAUGCAUGUUUUUAAAAAACGGAACCAUGGGAAGCUCUUCUCCAUGCCUGCUCGAUUUGUUUUUGUAAAUUUCUGUAACUGGAUUAAUUUUUCCUUUGCCUGUGUCUCAUGUUUGAUCUGUUUCACAAAUUACACACAAAGACGACAGUUCAAAUAUAUGCACAUUCACAGAGUGUGAGGUUUUGUGUAUAUUUCCAAAUCACUGAAGCUGAUGUGUAUCAGGCAGAUAGAAUAAACCAGACAUCUCCGGGCAAGGACUCUGACUGUGGCUACCGCCGGACCAGACAUCGCAGAAGCUCGCUGCGCCGACGAAACCGACCAGGUUAGUGAAAUUUUCGGUUGUACACAUUUCUCUGUUUGUGUUCUGUGCAAUAUCCUCUGGUACUAUUAUUUUCUGCCUGAUGGCACAGAUGGUACAGAUCGUGAAGACUCAUAUCCUGAUCAGUCUUGCCCUAUGGGAAACCACCACCGGACUACGACAGGAUCCCACUGGGACGACCUCUGCAGUAGCCCUAGUAUCUGCUCACAGUCCAGCGAUGAGGAGAUGAAGCCGAUGGGACACAGCAAGGUGGAGCUGUACCCACCAGGGGGUGACACCAGAGAUUACCCUCCAGCAGUGGUCAACCUCCUGCCAUGCAGUGGACCCUCAUCUGGGAUAGGGCCACCUGUAGACCUCGGAGGACCACCAUACACAAGUAAACAUGCCCUCCCUCCCUCAAUUGUCAUGUUUGGAUUAUCCCUAAAUGAGGCAUGCUAAUCAAUAUUUAGAGAUAGCUGUAAGAUGCUCAUUAAUUUAUGAGUUUCCAUAAGCUGAAUGUUUACUGACAUAUUUUUGUUACAUUUAGGGGCUUGUGUCCACAAAGUGCAUUUUUGGCACCACCAUCCUCCAGAAAAUAGACAAUACCAGUAAAAGGGUAAAUGUCAUCAGUGGACACGGGCCCUAAUGUAGAAAAAUAUAGAAGUGGAAUGAAGAAGAGGCCCUUUAGUUGUUAAAAUUUGAAGAGUAAAGAAGAGCUUUAUUUUAGCUAUAUUUUAAAAAUAUUUCUAAAAUUGACAAGACAGUAGACAUUUAUAGCCAUAAGUAAAUUUGGCAUUUUAUUGUUGCAUUUAAAAACAAAUACUUUGGGUCUUUACCCCUGUUGCAAAAACUAGGACCUCGAAUUUUUGAGACUGGCUCUGAUGAAUGGCUAAGAAGUGUUUUGAAACAGUAUAAUACAAGGUCCUCAGCUGGUUAUAGCCCAAGUAUUACCUAUGAAGGAAGUUAAGAAAAAGCAGCUGACAUAUUGAUUAGAAAUUUAAAUCUUACCAAAACUAGUAAAAAAUAGUAAUGAGAAAAAAAGGAUGUUCAUUAUCAAAAUGAACAAAACUGUCAGUUGUGAUUCACUCAUGAAGAGUGUUUUUUUUUCCAUCCUAGCAGCAGCCCCUAUCAGCAUGUCAGGCCUUUAUGGCUAUUGGCCAGACCGCAGAGCCAGCCAAUUCUCAGAGAGCCAGAAUCGAGUCAGAGCCAGUUUCCACCCUCCACCCUGUGCUGAGGACCGGCCCAGUGAGCUAGAGUCCAGGCUGGAGCUGCUGCAGUCCCAGUUGAACAGGUGAGUAACCACCAGAGAGAGUAACCAGAAAAGAGGGGGCACCCGGAUUUGAACCGGGGACCUCUUGAUCUGCAGUCAAAUGCUCUACCACUGAGCUAUACCCCCAGAUACUGAAUCCUUGUCACAUGAUGUUUUUCAUUGUGAUUGCUCAGCAGUCAGUGUUUGCCUCUGAGUCAUGCUUCUAAAGCUCCUCCCUCUACUGCUGUGUUUGCAUAUCAAUUCCCAGUUGGUUGUGAGCUUGGUGUUAUUACCUUCUGCUGGUAUGCAACAAAAAAAGAGGAUUGAGGAGGAGGGGCAGUUAAACUACAGAUUGAAAGUACUUUUAGUGAAGUCAGACAUGAAUGUGUGCUCUGAGAACUGCCUACAUACUUUAUGUGUCUGAGGAAGUGAGGUACUCUCUAUAGAGAAGGAGAGAGUGAACUAGUGGACAUUUUAGAGAUAGCAGGUUUAGUGAUGAUACAGCUGAUCAACUUCACUGUAGUCCUUUGGGUCAUAUAUAUUUACUGUUAUUUUUUCUGUUCUCAUCCAGACUGGAGACCCGGAUGACAGCGGACAUUAAUGUGAUCCUGCAGCUCCUCCAGAGGCAGAUGGCCCCGGUGCCUCCAGCCUACAGCGCUGUGUCCCCAAGCCCUCACCUGCCUCACCCCACCACCUUGUACAGCACGGGAGCACCCACAAUCCACACUGUUCCCCCAAUCCAGUCAGUAAAGAUAGACAGCACUGCCUCACUUCUACAGGUAUAGUGAUCAUACUUUGUGAUCACCCAGUUCUGGAUAUGUAUGAAAUAAUUUCAUGCCUGCCACAGAAAUCCCACUAGAACAAACAAAAUCUCAUAAUAAAGCUGACACGGACCGUUAGGGGUUUGUCUGAAGAUGUGCCUUGUGGGCGUGUUUUUAUGGACCAAACCUUAGCAUGAAUGUUAAAGACAGAUGGCUUUACUUAGAAAGAAUAAUCAAAUGUUAACUAACACCCCAAAUGGAUCAUGGGCUGCAAACAGGUCUAAUGGUUUUGUCUGUGAGUGCGCACAACGGUGAGCUUGGUGUCAGUGUCAGGGCUGUAGAGGGCUGCAGAUUUUGGUCAAAGCAGGGCUAAGGUGCAACAGGCAUUUGAGGACAUAGAGAAAAUUGUGUUCUCAUCCUCCUGAUUCCAGAAGCACUAACAUGAGGAUGAGGAAACAAAAGCCAGCUGUCUCUGUCCUAAUGUCAAAAACCCACUUUUACUGUGUGAGCAAAUACACUGAUAUUUCCCUAUCUUUUAAAAUGCUGCUGGGGGUUAUGUUUCUGAAAAGGUCAGAGGUCAGAUUAGGGGUCACUAAAUACAGUGUUUUGAAACAAUAGAAUACAAGGUAGUCUAAAUACAGGGCUCAAUCCUUCUCUCUCUCUCUCUCUCUCCCUCUCUCAUGCCCUCUCCAGAGUCCAGACUCUGACUUCAAGCACAAAUCCAAGGACUCGCUCUCCAGUGGGAUCCACCUCACCGUAGCCUCUGACGACACUGUGUCUAUGUCUCCAGAGAUUGACCCACCUCCUCUGCCAUCUUUGGACUUAGCCCCAACUCAAGAUCCUCCUGGACUGAUGUGUGGCAGUCAACGCUUCCCCUCCCUCCCUGAGCACCUGGAGAUCUCCACAGAAAUGCAGGAGAUCCAGAGGCAUGUCUCUGACCCCGUCUUGCCAGGCAGUUAG
Molecule: messenger RNA, 22799 nt
Organism: Xyrichtys novacula (pearly razorfish)
Lineage: Eukaryota; Metazoa; Chordata; Actinopteri; Labriformes; Labridae
Source: the annotation of a GenBank genome assembly